This is a messenger RNA of Phyllotreta striolata, 1257 nucleotides long. NCBI's taxonomy places the organism in Eukaryota, Metazoa, Arthropoda, Insecta, Coleoptera, Chrysomelidae. The record is from the annotation of a GenBank genome assembly.
ACUUUGUUUAGAUUGUUUAACGAGAAACGUACUUAUAACAAAGUUAUAAUAAUCGGUGGAUCGGUGUAAAAAUGAUAGGCAGUGCGUUGGAAGAGUGGAAAGAGCUCGCCGAUGACUUCAAAAUACUGGAGGAAACGAACGCUGAAUAUCUGAAGAAAGUGAAGGAAUUGAUGGUACUGCAGGAAAAAUGCCAGAAGCACAUCCAUCACCAGAGAUACAGGAUAAAAGCGAUAAGUAAAACGCUGAAUAACGCAUCAGAUAGCGAAGCCGAGGAUUUAAAGGUCGGCAUGCUCAAAAGGGAAAAAGCAUUAGAAGACAUUGAGCAAACCUUGCCCAGAAAAAGCGACCGGUUUAUGUUGAAGCUGAUUUUGGGAAAUAUCGACGUGUCGUUCUUAAAUAAAGAGAAUAAAUUCAAAUACAAAGAAGAUUACGAAAAUUUUAAGCUAUUAUCGAAUUUCGUGGCUUUGUUUAUGGUGGUGUUGUCGUUAAACAUGAACUUCCGACCGUUAGAACAAUUGUUCAUGGGAUUCUUGAUAUGGUAUUACUGCACUAUAUCGAUCAGAGAGAGCAUUCUUAAAGUGAACGGUUCGAGAAUAAAGGGCUGGUGGAGGGUGCACCAUCUUCUUUCGAUUUUAAGUUCCAGUCUGUUCCUCAUUUGGCCCAACAACGAACCAUGGGCUCUAUUCAGGAAGCAGUUUCUCUAUUACACCGUAUACAGCGCCUUUAUGCAGUAUCUACAGUUCAAAUACCAGAAAGGCACUUUGUACAGACUCAAGGCGCUGGGCGAGAUGCAAAACAUGGACAUAACCUUGGAGGGUUUCCAAUCGUGGAUGUGGAAAGGGCUCGCCUUUCUUCUGCCAUUUUUAUUCAUCGGGUACUUAUUCCAGCUGGUCAAUGCAGUGGUUCUGUUCAAUUUGAGCUACCAUUCGCAAGCUUCUUGGGAAAUAACGGCUCUAGCGGCGAUUUUUCUGGCCUUCUUCAUCGGUAACACGUACACCACUCUCAUGGUUAUACCCAAUAAGACCAAAAGGAAAUUGAUGAUGAGAUACAAGAUUUUUACUGAUAAAAUUUACGAUGCAGUUCAAUUGAAAAAUAAUCAUCAGAAUAAAGACUAAUAAUUUUGUAAUAUCUUUAUUAUCUUAUAAAAACAUGUAUGAUCUCUACUUAUUAUUGUAUUAGAUAAAAACUAUAAAAUUGCAUUAUAAAAUCGUUAAAACAUAUUACUAUUAAUUAGUAUUUACUCGUAUUUCUUCUUAA